CAACAGUUGACUUAAAAUACUGUAAAGUAUAUUGUCUUAUUUUAUUUUAGUAGACAGUCGACGGACAACUUGUGUACAUCGGUGAAUGAAACACGAUUGAGUGAAAACGAUUUUUUAAUUUUUUCCGCUUAUGAUUCAAGUUAAAAAUAUAAAUUCCAGAUUUCUUGAUACUGUUUGCUCGUGAAAAUAACAAACUGGCAAACAUGAAUAUUUAUAUAUUUAAAUUAUUUCAAUCCUUGGUCAUUGAUUCAUUGCUUCAACACAUCUUCUCUCUACACAAUCUAUAUACAUAAGAUACAUACUUAGAUCGUUAAACGUCAUAUAUGUGUUGCUAUUUCAUUUUACGACGCAAACAUAACCUGUGUUAUGUAAAUAAAAAAGUCGCAGUCGUGUAUUGCUAUCGUCAGUAAAAUGUUUACGAAAAAAAAUCCGUCGAAAGAGUUUCACGGAUGCUUGAUAGUGUAGCAUGAAUGAAAAAUAUAUUUGAUAAGAAGUAGAAAUCAUCGUUUGUGUAAUAUAACAAAAAACUUCUCAAAAUGCCACCAAUAAGUGGAUUAAGUGAUUACAGAAAAAUUAAGUCACUUCUUGGGGUAACUGGUAGUGCAACUGCACUAUUUGUUGGUAUCUCAUUAUACCAAGGAAAUGAAAAAUUUUAUGAUCAAUUUGCAAUGCCUUUUAUGAGAUUAGUUGAUCCUGAAAUUGCUCAUAGGCUUGCCAUAAAUACUGCUAAAUUCGGUCUUUCGCCAACACAAAAUAAUGCAGACCCCCCUAUUUUACGCACAAGUUUGUGGGGCUUGAAUUUUAACAACCCUCUAGGAAUGGCUGCUGGUUUCGAUAAACAUGCUGAGGCUGUUGAAGGUUUACAUAAGAUGGGAUUUGGUUUUGUGGAAAUCGGAUCAGUAACUCCUAAACCUCAAGAUGGUAAUCCAAAACCUCGUGUCUUUCGUCUUUCUGAAGAUAAAGCUAUUAUUAAUCGAUAUGGUUUUAACAGUGAAGGUCAUGAUGUAGUGCAUGAUCGUUUGGCUGCUCUUAAAGCAUCUCCAACAUUCAAUGGCAUAAUUGGUGUUAAUCUUGGCAAAAAUAAAGAUUCCACUAAUGCAACACAAGACUAUGUUGAUGGUAUAAUCAAAUUCUCUGACCUGGCAGAUUAUUUUGUUGUCAAUGUGUCUAGUCCUAACACACCAGGUUUACGUAAUCUUCAGGGUAAAAAAGAGUUGGAAGAAUUAUUAAGUCACGUAAACGAAGCACGCUCAAAAACGGAAAAAAAACCACCCUUACUUUUAAAAGUUGCACCUGACCUCUCUAAAGAAGAAAUGAAAGAUAUUGCUGCUGUAAUAAUGAGAGCAAAAACAAGAGUGGAUGGUCUAGUUGUGUCAAAUACUACACUGAGCAGAGAAAAUCUUCUUAGUGAGGCAAAAGAUGAAAAUGGUGGUUUGAGUGGAGCACCAAUUGCCUCUUUAUCAACUCGCUGCAUCGCAAACAUGUAUCAACUCACAAAUGGUCGCAUUCCUAUAAUUGGUGUUGGUGGUAUUUUCAGUGGAGCUGAUGCUUAUGGAAAACUUAAAGCUGGAGCUUCAUUGAUUCAAAUUUAUACUGCAUUCACCUACCACGGACCACCAAUUGUUGGUAGAAUCAAACGUGAACUUUCUCAAUUAUUACACGAUGAUGGAAUUAAUAACAUUUCUGAAGUUGUUGGAAAAGAAGCAAAAACCAUUGUAUAAAAAAUAAUGUAUAAAUUGUCGCCUUGUAAAAAGAUUUGAUUUUUAUCAACUGUUAA
Molecule: messenger RNA, 1777 nt
Organism: Trichogramma pretiosum
Lineage: Eukaryota; Metazoa; Arthropoda; Insecta; Hymenoptera; Trichogrammatidae
Gene: Dhod
Product: dihydroorotate dehydrogenase (quinone), mitochondrial
Exons: 4
Coding region: 537-1721 (394 amino acids)
Biological process (GO): 'de novo' pyrimidine nucleobase biosynthetic process; pyrimidine ribonucleotide biosynthetic process
Cellular component (GO): cytoplasm; mitochondrial inner membrane
Molecular function (GO): dihydroorotate dehydrogenase activity
Source: RefSeq, a predicted model, not a curated record